Patiria miniata (bat star) is the source of this 1949-nucleotide messenger RNA. RefSeq names its product prokineticin receptor 2-like. Bases 1 to 1179 code for a protein of 392 amino acids. The transcript has 2 exons. The record is from RefSeq and is a predicted model, not a curated record. NCBI's taxonomy places the organism in Eukaryota, Metazoa, Echinodermata, Asteroidea, Valvatida, Asterinidae. Gene Ontology annotation, cellular component: membrane. Gene Ontology annotation, molecular function: neuropeptide Y receptor activity. Gene Ontology annotation, biological process: neuropeptide signaling pathway.
AUGGCUAAUGGAACGAACGGGGACGGCCCGGAUACUCUCUACCCUUCCUUCAUGUUCGAUGGCUUCUUCAACGGCAGCGGCGGCACUACCGACUGCCUGGACCUGCUUCCCCCCGUGCCCCCUCCCGUCAAGGUCUUCCUGCUCGUGGUCUUCAGCUCGGUGACCGUCAUCUGCGGUGUGGGCAACUCGCUGCUCUGCUUCAUCGUGCUGACGCAGAAGCGGCUGCGGAGCGUGACCAAUCUCUUCAUCGCUAACCUGGCCUUCUCGGACCUGCUGAUGGCCGUGCUGAGCGUGCCCUUCACUCUCCACUACUACCUCCACCAGGACUGGGUCUUCGGCUCCUGGAUGUGCUCCUUCGUCGGCACGGUCAAGUUCGUGUCCAUCUACGUCUCCAUCAACACACUCUUCGUCAUCGCAGUCGACAGAUACCACGGUAUUUUCCGACCUCUGCGUCCACGCAUGGAGAAGGGGAGACUGCUGCUGAUAGUCCUGGCCAUCUGGUGCGUGUCCUUCCUGGUUGCCUUACCCACCCCUCUCUUCCUGACAACGUCGCCCCCGACCACCGACUGCCGGGGCCGGACGGUCCGGCUGUGCUACGAGGGCUGGUCCAACCCCCGGGCCGCCAAGGGCUACAUGAUCUUUAUCACGGUGGGCGAGUUCCUGUUCCCGAUCUACAGCAUGGGUUUCAUCUACAUCAGCAUCGCGGUCAAGCUGUGGACGCACCGGACGCCGCCGGGGCAGGUCACGGCGCGCCACCGGGAGAUCAUGCUGGUCCGCAAGCAGAAGACCAUCCCCAUGCUCAUCACCGUAGUGGUGGCCUUCUUCGUCUGCUACGCCCCGUACCACGGCUACAACCUGGCCAUGAACUACUACCAGGAGGAGUGGCACCAGACCGUCCCCCAUUUCUACACCAUGUAUUACGUCAUCGAGAGCGUGGCCAUGCUCAACGCCGUCAUCAGCACGUUCAUCUAUUUCGUCAUGAGCCCGAUGUUCCGUAAGGAGACCCGCAACCUCGCUGGACGGAUCCUGUGCCGGUGCCCGCCGGUUUUUUUAGGGAUCCGGCGCGUGUCGUUCCACUCGGCGGCUAGUCACUCCUACAAUACCACCCGGAACGGUUCCGCGCUCCGUAAACCUAUUGGUCUGGUUGGACCGGAUAACACACUUGAAACUAAGAUUUGAAAUCAGUGUAUAGUAAGCAAAUAAAAGGGGGGGAAAAUUGUCAAAACACACCAGGGAGAGAAAUUCGACUACAACAGCAUCAGACAGAACCUUUAUAAUGGAGUGACUUCGAAACUCGGUUCACAAGAGGGCGCCACCCAUCUGCUCGUCCUUAGGAAAUUCGCCUGUGACGUCAGAGAAAAGCAUUAAAGCUCAAAUAGUGCCCCACACUGUACUCCUCCUUAAAUGUUCAGAAAUGAACAUGGAGGACACACAACGUGAUACAAAACUGGGUUGGUGCAGUUUAAAGGUUCUCCCUCAGGAUAGGGAAUUUAAGAAAGUUUCACCCAAGGAUUUAUGGAUUUAAGAGAGUGUAGUCCUUACGCUGGAUAAUACAUAAUUUCGGGCGAGGACCAUUAGUCGACUGGAGGUUGAUUCUGGACGUAACUUACGCCUGCGCACUAAUAGCAACGUGCGAACGUAUCUCGUCAAAAGAUUGUCAAAACGUCAUAACAAAAGUGUUUAGUCCCAACCUCGUUCCCAGGGUGUCGAGCGGUACGCGUCCACCACUACCUGCUAUCUCACCCUAGUAUUGGAUCAGUUGCAUGUGCUACAUUUUUGAACACGUAUGCAAAUGAGGAAGAGUCUGGUGCCUGCCUGUGCGUUACAUUAUGCGUUUGUUUUUGUAUGGGAUGUCCGGGGUAAAAGCAAAAUGAAUUCGCCGCGGCGUGAGUUACGAAAACACGAUUGUUUUCGAAGUUAAAAUGUUACAAUCUUAUCCCGCAAUUUGC